GCGACGCAGCCAUCGCCUCCGCGUGCCCCGAGUCCUCGAGCGAUGUCCCCUCGUCGCGUACCCUCCCGCCCCCCGUGGCACACCACCGCGGACAGUGCACCCGCAUCCCAUUCCCGCCAACUCUGAAGCCACCCCCGAUCCAAUAAUACGCCGCAUUUUACACUUUUCCAACCUCCGUAGUGUCGUAUUUACGUGACAGUGUGCGUUAUUCGGAUACGUCGAGCUCAGUGUAAACACUAAAGAAUCCCAGCUGAUCAAGAGAGAAGGGAGUUUGUGAGAGGGAAGAAUUGCGAGAAUCGCCGGGGCGGCGCGGCCCGAAGAUGGAUUCAGGACCCCGAAGUGCGGGCGGCGCAAACGAGGUGUUAAUCUUCUCGGAUGUCGAGUUAGGAGAGGAGGAGGCCGACCCGUAACCCCGUCACUUUCGAGCCCUCUGCCCCCCCCCCCUCGCGCGGAGCCACCUGUUCAUUUCUCCGAGUGCGCGCUGCGUUUUUCGGGUUGCGGUUGAGAUGCGGACUCAGGACGACAAGUGGACAUGACGCAGCGUGAGGCCUGACGGGAAUCACGCCUGUUUUUCCGGCUGGAUCGUGAGCAUGCCCUGAGAGCCACGAGCAGGAUGCCGGUUCGCAGGGGGAUCAUCGCGCCACGGACCACCAUCAUCGAGACCAUCAUCAGGAAGUUCAAUAGACAGAAUCGGAGUUUCAUAGUGGCGAACGCGCAGAACAACCUAUGUCACGUGAUCUACGCCUCGGACGGGUUCUGCAAGAUGACCGGGUUCAGCAGGUCUGACGUCAUGCAGAAGUCGGCCCUGUGCCAGUUCCUCCACGGGCCACUCACGUCCCAGCACGCGGUCAACGUCAUCAAGGAGGCCCUCUACACGGGCGAUGAGAAACACUUCGAAAUCCUCUACUACAAAAAAGACGGGACCAAAUUUUUAUGCAGACAAGUGAUAGCAACCGUAAAAUGCGAGGAGGAGGACGUUUGUUUGUACAUCAUCGAUUUCGAGGAUCUCUCGGCGCCGCCGCCCGAACCCCCCGAGGACGAGCCCAGCGCUGUCAGGCUUAGUAAAUUUGACCGAGCGCGUGCAUCUUUUAAGAGGUCCUUCCACCAUCGGAUGGGCUCACUCAGGGGGAGGGGGUUGCGGCUCUCCAGCUCGCUUUCCCCCUCCCCCGCCGAAGAAUCCAAGGAACCACUGGGAGGAAUCUCCAUGACCGAUCAAAGCGGUCUGGAGACGAGGCUGGAGCAAGAGCGAUCUAGUGUAGCCGGAAAUGAGGAAGCGGCAGAAGCAGGACCGAACCAUGUGCCUACACCAACAGUGCCCGUUACCUCUCAAGAAGGGGGACAGGAAUCAGGUGACUCCGAUAGGAAGAAUAGUUAUGGACUUCACACGACGUCUUUAGAUACUAUCCACAAGAAAUCUCCCGUUACGGACACCGGUCAGCUGAAUAAACUCCACUCUAGAGCAGCCACAGUUAGUGUUUUAACGUUCUCCUCCACUACCGAGACGGUGGUGCAAAAUCCGAGAUCGCAUACACUCGAUAACAUAUCAGAAGCAACAAGGAACCACAUAGCCAAAUAUUUUCCAAACACUUCCUCGGAGUCCGAUUUACAAAAGUGUCGAACUUCUUGCCCUUGGGACCAAACCCUAUCCUUGAACAAUGUUGGAGUAUCAGAAGCCAUCAGACAAAAGUUUGCACUGCCAGAUAACGGAUCGGCCAAAUUUUUCCAAGGCGCUCUUCACACACCCAAAAUGACAGAGAAAGUCGCAGAGGUGCUCUCUCUGGGCGCGGACGUGCUGCCGGAGUACAAGCUCCAGUCGCCGCGGAUCCACCGAUGGACGGUGCUCCACUACAGCCCGUUCAAGGCCGUCUGGGACUGGAUCAUCCAGAUCCUGGUCAUGUACACGGCCAUCUUCACCCCGUACACGGCCGCCUUCCUCCUCAACGAGCCCAACUACAACAUCAAGAAGAGCAGGAAGUACGUCGACGACCCCAUCGCCGUCGUCGACAUGAUCGUGGAUGUGACGUUCAUAAUCGACAUCCUGAUCAACUUCCGGACGACCUACGUGAAUCCGAGCGACGAGAUCGUCUCGCAUCCGGGCAAGAUCGCCUACCACUACCUCCGCGGCUGGUUCCUCAUCGACCUCGUCGCCGCCAUCCCCUUCGACCUCAUCGUCGUCGGAUCCAACACCGAGGAGUUGGACCUGGACCCUGAUGAGACUACAACGCUGAUUGGGCUGCUGAAAACGGCGCGGCUCCUGCGGUUGGUGCGCGUGGCUCGGAAGAUUGACCGCUACUCGGAGUACGGCGCCGCCGUUUUGCUCCUCCUCAUGGCCACCUUCGCCCUCAUCGCACACUGGCUCGCCUGCAUCUGGUAUGCAAUUGGAAAUGCAGAGCGUCCGCGGCUAAAAGCCAAAGUUGGCUGGUUAGAUCAUCUGGCGGAAGACACGCAACAAGCCUACUUUCCCAACAACACGGGAGGACCUUCCAUCAGGUCGAAAUACAUCACGGCCCUCUACUUCACAUUCACCUCUCUCACGUCUGUUGGCUUCGGCAACGUCGCCCCCACAACCGACGCCGAGAAAACCUUCACCAUCUGUGUUAUGUUAGUUGGAUCUCUCAUGUACGCUAGUAUUUUUGGUAACGUCUCAGCAAUAAUUCAAAGACUGUAUUCAGGGACUUCUCGCUAUCAAAUUCAAAUGUUCCGGGUCAGGGAGUUUAUUCGCUUUCACAAAAUUCCCAACCCUCUGCGCCAACGGCUAGAAGAAUAUUUUCAGCAUGCCUGGACCUACACGAAUGGUAUAGAUAUGAACAGCGUCUUGAAGGGGUUCCCUGAGUGUCUUCAGGCAGAUAUCUGCCUUCACCUGAAUCGAAAUUUGCUCACUAACUGUAGCGCCUUCAGCGGUGCCUCGCCAGGAUGUCUAAGAGCGUUAUCACUCAAGUUCAAGACAACGCAUGCGCCACCUGGGGACACCUUAGUGCAUCGAGGUGACGUUCUAACUUAUUUGUACUUUAUGUCUCGAGGCUCCAUCGAGAUUCUUCGAGACGACAUUGUGAUGGCAAUAUUAGGAAAAAAUGAUAUUUUCGGAGAGAAUCCGUGCAAACAUGCAACGAUAGGGAAAUCGUCUUGCAACGUCAGGGCCUUAACUUACUGUGAUUUACUUAAGAUUCACCGGGACGAUCUUCUAGAGGUCUUGGAUUUGUACCCCGAGUUUUACCCUCAAUUUUGUAAAAAUUUGAAAAUAACAUUCUACCUAAGAGAUGAGGAGCAGGUGGGGGUGGACCCGCGGGUGAGUCGCUGCGCCCGGCGGCGGCGCUCGGGGUCGACGACGCAGACGGGGCCGGACCCGAGUCAGACGGGGAUGGGGACGGGCGGGGAGGCGGUGACCGGGCCCGGGGGCCUCAUCCUGGACAUCCGGCCGGCCGGCGACGGCGGCGGCGGGCCCCGCAGCCACUUCCGCUACCAGCAGCCCAGCUUCGACAGCAACGGCGUCCCCUACGACAGGCCCUCCUACCUCACCAAAGGCUUCUCACAGGACGACGACUACGAUCACAACGGAUCCAGCGGCCAUGGAAUCUUGGAGUUCACCACCGAGAAAGCCGGGCAGGACGUGACGCCGAUGAAUCUGCAGUUCAAAGAACAAGGUGUCACACACCAGCCCCGCUCAUCGACCUUCAAUUCGAUUUCAGGCAUGCUGAACCAGUUGAAACGUAGCCUGACUGAUAUACGAUUGCAUGGAAUCUCCUCGAAACAUAGUUGUACCGACGAGGAGGCCCCUAGCCACACGGGACUAGAGUCUCUACUGAAGCUCUCUUCCAGUUCAAACAACGUUAGACAUCGGCCUGAUUCGACGAGUGUCGAUACCUCGAAAGAGACCCAGCCACUUCUCGAUCAUCAAAUUCCUAUUUCAGAGUCGGGGCUGCUGCAUUCGGAUAUGGGCAGCUUCGAUGGGCAGCCAUUGUCGAGGGAGGAUAUUCUACCGCUGAACCCAGAGGACAUGCCCAGCAAAAACAACGUCACCACUGCCUCAUCCUUGUUCAUGACCCCCCAGUCUCAAAGCUCUACACAUUCCCUUCGCCAAGCACCACUCUCCUCAUCUGCUGUUGCAGGAUGCCAAUCUGUGAUAUCCGCCGCUUUCGUGCCCUCGACUAGCGGCCUCCCAACGUGCGCAAGCUGCGGUGCUCGGCAACCCCCCGCCCCCGCCCCCGCCGAUGUUAAUCUCAAGAUCGACAAACUCACCAGUAAACUGGAAAGUUUGGAACAAACUAUGGCUCGUGAUAUAAGACUGAUUUUAAGUUUGCUGCGGCAGCAAAAUACCCAUUCCUCCACGGAAUUUAGAGAGCAGUCUUGGUCGGAGGCGAAACCUAGAACAACAAGCGUGAGACGAAGCUUAAGUGUUCCUCAAAAUGAAUCUCAUUUCUUCUCCACGGAGCCCAGCAGGAGUUCGCAAACGGGAGACCCGAGUGGAGAGGCAAGCGCAAGUGCCAGUGACCCUAUCCACGACCCAUGGACAUUCCUAACCCCUCAUGACUAUCAGUCUCCGCUCACCAAAAUUCCCAGGAGGAGUCUCUCGCAGCCCGUCAAUCUUUCCCAGGGUCAAACGGACUGGUUGCAAGGUGAAGCAUCAACGAGUCAGUUUCCACCAUCCAGUGACUGGCUAUUCGAGCCUCUGGGACUUGGAUAUAAAAGGAGGCAGCUCUUAGCGGCAAGAAACACUGUCAGUGAAGACAUGAUGGAGUUUCAAGUUCCACCCCAAACUGGCAGACUAAAUUCUGAAAUGGUCUUAGAAAUGCUAGAAAUGGAGCCGAUGGCCGGAGAAUCCACACCUCGAGCAGAAAGCCCGAAGACCUCAAAAGCAUCAUAAUUUUUACGUUUCUUUGUUUACAUUAUGUAUUAUUUACCUUUUUUACCCAUUAAUUAGCAAAUUAUAUUUGUAAAUUAUUAAAUCAAAUAUCACAUAAAAGUAGCCUUAUCCGAUAUACCAACCAGGUUAAUAUCCAAAGCCUUUUUUGCCAAUUAGAAAUGGAUUGCCCAUUCAACUCGCUUCGUACCCUUUUUUAUUGUAAAGGACACUGGAAUCUUUUUUACAUAAGUUAUUUUGUAAAUUGUACAAAAUGUAUGAUACGUAAUUUCACUUACCCUCUAAUUGGCAACUCGAUUCAGAGCUUCAUUUUCACGUUUCCCCCGACGGAACAAGUCUGCAGACAAUUUUAGCGCACCUAGUGGACAUUUUGUUACAAUUUUUACUUUAUUGCGUAAUUAUUAAUUUGUUUUUAUGGUUAUUUUUCUAAGAAAUUUAUUUGCAAUAAUUAUUUAGCCACCUGAAUUCCGUUCUAGGAGUUUUGAGGCUUAGUUAGACAGAAAAUGAGGAGAAAUCCCUGGCUUUCUGCAGAAACAAACGGAAAAGCUGCGGCGGCCUUCAAUUUAGUUUCAAUAAUGAUCAAUCUUUUUAUUAAAUAAAUACCUACUGUGAUUUUGUUUGCAAAGGAUUUUUUUUGUUAUUGUAUAGAUACCUUUUAAAAAUUAUUUGUCUUCUGUGGCACUUACUGAAUGAACACAAAAGUGAGCCCCUGAGAUAUUUAGUGAUGAAAAUACCCAUCUGGAUUCGGAUUUUCAAUCCUAUGCAUUUCAAAAUUCAAUCAAGCAACCCAUUCCCUCAAACUUAAAACAAUUCCCAAAAUCAACGCUAGGGGGUAUAAGAUCUCGAAAUUCGGAUACAAACCCAACAAAAGUGACCAUUUUGGUACAAUUUUGGACUUACAAUCCAAUGAGGUGUAAGGUUCGAAACGUCUUUGAUUAAAGGAAGGUCGGACGGAUGACAUAUUAUGUGUAUUUUUGCAACAAACAUCUUAAGCGUAUAGGUAUGCAUCAAGGGCUACACUUUUGGAUGAUUUUGAAAUAUUUUUGCUUCUUCUGCCUAUCUAACUGAUCGCAACGGCCUAAUGAAAAACUUGUGCCGAGUAUUUUUACCUAAAAUGGCUUCAGCUUGAAUAUUCAUUUUUCUAAACUCCAGCCCUUUAACCUAAACUAUUAAUAAGUAAUUCGAUAAAAAAUUAGCGGAGAAACGGAAGUAACUCCCUGAAAAUGUCGGAUCAGACGUGAUUAAAAACCUAUUCCUCAAUGUAAUUUCCCAACGUGUUAUAUUUAAAUUAUCUGUAAUGGUUGCAUUUUAAAAAUACCAGUCGCACUGAUGAAGGUUGUCUUACCAUCAUUAUUUAUUGAAAACCUUUCGAGAUCGCAGCUUAAAAAGAGGUGUUUCUUUAGAAACAAAACGUACUGAUUUACACGAGCGAUUGUCCGUGCGAAGAGGGGCCUCUAUCUAUAAAAACUCAAAGUUGAGUCAUUGAGCAUCUGAUUGAGGCAUAGAGAAAUGCACUUAGAACGAUUUGAUGUAAAAGACACCGCAGUGUAUGAACCAAAUCUAAGAAAUGACGGUUUGAAGUUCGCAAAAAAUUGAGAUUAAGCUAAUUAAAGCCCUGAGCCGCUGCGUUUCGGUUCAGUUCAGACAAGAUAUCGCGGAAUAUUUGGACUGCAUUUCACAAUUUGGACCUAUAAAUUCUGGCUCAUCUGAAGAAACACUUAUGUGCAUCGGAAAACUAAUGGUACAUACGUUGUUUUUAAACCGGGCCGGAAUUUAUAGGUCCAAAUUGCAAAAUGUAGUCCAUUUAUGCAACUAAUGACACAAUAAUGACUUGAGACAAAGGUAACAAACUGUAUAAAAGAUGAAGAGGAGUCGGAAUUCUAAAAUCUAACUAUUACUCCCAACUCGACAAGAAUUGCAUUGAUGAAAACUUUGGUUCCGUAAAUGGAGACCUCCUUCUCUCGUGGGCGGCCACAAUUCGUCGUUUCCCCGACGAAAAAUAACCUAACUCCAUUACAAUGUUGCUAAAUUGACUUAAAAACCAAAAAAUUGCCUUUGCCAUUUAAAUGUUUACCAAGAAUGUACCUAUGCAAUUAUUGUUCACAAUUUCUCUAAUUUCUGCUCGAAAAUCAGAGGAAAAAUCGGCGAUAUAAUUUCAGUCGAUAAAUCCUAAGAUUCCCCCGUCAAAACUGCAGUUUGCGAGGAGAAAUUUGGCAACAUUGAAAUGUAGUCACGUUCUUUCGUUGGAGUCUACAAAUUUAAAUAAUAAAUCUUGGCAAGUUGUAAACUGCCUCGAUUAUGCAAUUUUUAGUGAAGUGAGAUUGUGGAAAACACACUCACAUAAGUAAAAUUUGAAUUUGUCAGUUUGCGACCGUUCACGCGAGCAGACGGACCUAGUUGCUUAAAAACUAGGUAAGAGAUCGUUAGCUGCUAUGCAGUCUGCUAAUGCAGAUUGAAUAAAACGACCUUUUUCAUCUCUGCAAUAUUGCAUUCGCUUUUUUCGAAUAUUCUUUUUCUUGGGAGAAUCCGAAAGAAAAAUUCGGAAUUCUAACAAACUGAUAGCUUCCUCUUUAAGUGUAUCUGCUUACUUUAGAAACGGCCAUUUUAUUCGCUCUAACUCAUAUUCCGAAUUCAAAUCUGCUCUCAAUCUAUAAUUUAAACAGCACGGCCACCAUUAACGGUGAUGAUGCGUGAUGUGAAACAGGUGCAAAUGUAAAGUCAUUAUUUUUUGGAGACUUGUGAAUGGACGAAUAAAGACAUUCGGAAAGAC
Messenger RNA from Bemisia tabaci, 7628 nucleotides. RefSeq names its product potassium voltage-gated channel seizure (gene sei). Gene Ontology annotation, cellular component: plasma membrane. Gene Ontology annotation, molecular function: inward rectifier potassium channel activity. Gene Ontology annotation, biological process: potassium ion transmembrane transport; regulation of membrane potential. Lineage: Eukaryota; Metazoa; Arthropoda; Insecta; Hemiptera; Aleyrodidae. The record is from RefSeq and is a predicted model, not a curated record.